CCCCCAUCUCCUCUGCUUCUUCCACAAAAACAGAGCAUUCUCUUUCUCUCUCUCUCUCGCUCUCUGUCAAUCCACUGCAGUUAAUUAGCACGAGUGAUAUGGCGAAGGACAUUGAGGUUGGAGGGCAAGGUGGGUUCUCCGCCAAGGACUACCACGACCCACCUCCGGCACCGCUGAUUGACGCUGAGGAGCUCACCAAGUGGUCCUUCUACAGGGCUAUCAUUGCCGAGUUCAUUGCCACGCUCUUGUUCCUAUACAUUACUGUCUUGACGGUGAUUGGUUACAAGAGCCAGACCGACAAAACCGCCGGCGGCGACGACUGUGGCGGCGUCGGCAUUCUUGGCAUUGCCUGGGCCUUUGGUGGCAUGAUCUUCGUCCUUGUUUACUGUACAGCUGGAAUUUCAGGAGGGCACAUUAACCCGGCGGUGACAUUCGGGCUGUUCCUGGCUAGGAAGGUCUCGCUGGUCCGAGCCAUUUUGUACAUGGUCGCUCAGUGCUUGGGGGCCAUAUGCGGAUGUGGGCUAGUGAAGGCAUUCCAGAGCGCUUACUACAACAGGUACGGCGGCGGAGCCAACGAGCUCGCCGCUGGAUACAGCAGAGGCACCGGGUUGGCCGCUGAGAUAAUUGGUACCUUUGUGCUUGUCUACACAGUCUUCUCUGCCACUGAUCCCAAGAGAAGCGCAAGAGAUUCCCAUGUUCCCGUCUUGGCACCACUUCCAAUUGGAUUUGCAGUGUUCAUGGUUCACCUGGCCACCAUUCCGAUCACCGGAACUGGUAUUAAUCCUGCUAGAAGCUUCGGAGCUGCAGUGAUCUACAACGAGAACAAGGCAUGGGAUGACCAAUGGAUUUUCUGGGUCGGACCAUUUAUUGGUGCUGCCAUUGCUGCAUUCUAUCACCAGUUCAUUUUGAGAGCAGCAGCUGCUAAAGCUCUGGGGUCCUUCAGGAGCUCAUCCAACAUGUAAACUGCCAAAGAUGUGUGUCUUGGAAGAGCAAUGGCACUUUUUAUAUGGUCAGGAGGAAGGGAGGGUGUGCAACAUUCCUGGAAUUUGUACAUUAAUUAUUAAGUUUAUGGCAAGGGUGUUCUUCGGUUUACUUCUGUGUUCUGGCACUCAUUUUAAAUGUGCCUUAAUGUUCUUGUGUCUCCUGUUUCCCUUUGCAUUUCUUGUACUUUCCUUUUGUCCUGUGUACUCAUGAUGUUAUGGUCGAAAUGAUCAGCAACUGCUCUGUGUUACUUUCUGUC
Messenger RNA from Corylus avellana, 1240 nucleotides. Its product is annotated as aquaporin PIP2-2. Gene Ontology annotation, biological process: transmembrane transport. Gene Ontology annotation, molecular function: channel activity. NCBI's taxonomy places the organism in Eukaryota, Viridiplantae, Streptophyta, Magnoliopsida, Fagales, Betulaceae. The record is from RefSeq and is a predicted model, not a curated record. Gene Ontology annotation, cellular component: membrane.